CCCUUCCUCCCAAAAUCCAUACAUACACAGUGAUGGGUAGGUUAGUCCCAAGGGGGUUGGGGAGGGAUGAACCGUGCAGGAAGGGCUGUCAGUGUACGUGGGUAGUUGAAGGGCGCCCUGCCACCGCCAAGAGGUUUAGGGACAGAGGCCUAUGAGGAGAGCAGGGCUGGUCCCCGCGUGGUUGCUCGUGGGUCCGGGGGUGGCGUCCUCGGGUGCCCUCUGGCGGACGGAAGCCGCGCCGCACCUCUGGGGAGAGGGACGCGCACAGCCCGUGUGUCCCGGGCCCCGGUCCUGCCACAGGCGCGCGGGGCACCCCCGCACCCCAACACCUGGGUGCCCAGACCCCCGGACUGAGGUCGCGGAGUGCACAGCGGGGCCCCUGUGCACGCGCCACGUCCUGCCCCCGCCCCUGUGCACGGCCCUCCCUCAGCAGCCGUGGCUUCCCGGUGGCUCCGCCCGCGGCCCAAUUUCCAGGCGACCGUCUCCCGGCGACGGCGCGCGCGGGGCGGGGCGGCCGGGGCCAGAGCGCCGCCUCCGUUCGCGUGCGGGAGCGGGGCUCCAGGUGGCCGCAGGCCGGUGGUGCUCCACCUGCUUGGUAGGAACAGGCGGCGUGCGGGGAUGGCUGGCACUGCCUCCGGGGCCUGCGGUACCCCGGCUGGGCGGCGACCACCCCCCCCCCCCGCGCCCCAGUUGCUGAGUUCUGCAAACGGGGCCGAGAACAAGCCUGAGAGGCAGUAGCAGUGAGGGGGUGCAGGUGGGGGGUCCCUGGCAGACGCCUGGCCCCGGCUGGACAGUGACCCUAUUUGGGGGGUUGGGGUGGGGCGAGUUUGUCUUGGGGACUGCCGCGAUGAAUUCGCUGGCAGCACCCCAGGAUCGCCUGGUGGAACAGCUGCUGUCGCCACGGACCCAGGCCCAGAGGCGGCUCAAGGAUAUCGACAAGCAGUACGUGGGCUUUGCCACACUGCCCAACCAGGUGCACCGGAAGUCUGUGAAGAAGGGCUUUGAUUUCACACUCAUGGUGGCGGGUGAGUCAGGCCUAGGGAAGUCCACCCUGGUCCACAGCCUUUUCCUGACCGACCUGUACAAGGACCGAAAACUGCUAAGUGCUGAGGAGCGUAUUAGCCAGACAGUGGAGAUCCUGAAGCACACGGUGGACAUCGAGGAGAAGGGAGUCAAGCUGAAGCUGACCAUUGUGGACACCCCAGGAUUUGGGGAUGCUGUCAACAACUCUGAGUGCUGGAAGCCCAUCACUGACUACGUGGACCAGCAGUUUGAGCAGUAUUUCCGUGACGAAAGUGGUCUCAACCGUAAGAACAUCCAAGAUAACCGUGUGCACUGCUGCCUGUACUUCAUCUCCCCCUUUGGUCACGGGCUGCGGCCUGUGGAUGUGGGCUUUAUGAAGGCCCUGCAUGAGAAGGUGAACAUUGUGCCACUCAUCGCCAAGGCCGACUGUCUUGUCCCAGGAGAGAUCCGGAAGCUGAAGGAGCGGAUCCGAGAGGAAAUUGACAAGUUCGGGAUCCACGUGUACCAGUUCCCUGAGUGUGACUCGGAUGAAGACGAGGACUUCAAGCAGCAGGACCGGGAACUGAAGGAGAGUGCACCCUUCGCUGUCAUCGGCAGCAACACGGUGGUGGAGGCCAAGGGGCAGCGCGUCCGGGGGCGACUGUACCCCUGGGGGAUCGUGGAGGUGGAGAACCAAGCACACUGCGACUUCGUAAAGCUGCGCAACAUGCUGAUCCGCACCCACAUGCACGACCUCAAGGAUGUGACCUGCGACGUGCACUACGAGAACUACCGGGCGCACUGCAUCCAGCAGAUGACCAGCAAGCUGACCCAGGACAGCCGCAUGGAGAGCCCCAUCCCUAUCUUGCCACUCCCCACGCCUGACGCCGAGACGGAAAAGCUCAUCAGGAUGAAGGAUGAGGAGCUGAGGCGCAUGCAGGAGAUGCUGCAGAAGAUGAAGCAACAAAUGCAGGACCAGUGACCACCACCCCCAGCCCAUGGGGCCACAGAUACACUGCCAGUCCCCGGGGCUGAUCCCUCCCACUCUCAAACCCCAACUGGUUCUGGCCUCCACCCUGGAUUCAUCUGGAUCUCUGAUUAUCUUGGACAUGACCCCAGUCCCAGAGUGGCCCAGAUCUAGACUGUUCCUGGCCUGACCCGCAGAUGAGAGGCCAUCAUUCCCCCAGCCCAACCCUAAUUUAUUCUUAGCAUCAAGCCCUCCCAUCAUUUCUUCUUCCAAGAGACCUGGAUAACAACUCCCCCCCCCUCACAACAGGUCCCCUCUGGCCUUCAGGGGAAUUUAAAUUUGGGCUGUGACUUUUGAGAUUCCCCUCCUCCCCAGAUGGUCACAGCACUCAGUCUCCAGGCCCUGUUCAGGUGGACAGGUAAUCCAAGACAGGAUAGGGAAGUGGAUUCCCCCCAUGCUCCCAUCAACCCCCAGAGUCCCAGGCCCAUUCUCCUACCCAGUACUGCAGAGCAGACUGGGGAACCCUCGUGUGCCUGCACCCCACCCCCCACCCUGGGGUCACUUCUGUGAGCCCUCAUUUUGUGCUGGAUCCUCCCUUACCUACUCACCCCUCACCAAGAAGCUCCACAGACAGCUUGGCCUAGGAAGCAGUUAGGAUUCCUCCAGACCCAAGGCCAGAGGGCUAUGCACAUGGAGUUCCAGGGACUAGAUUGCCCAGGCUCCCCCAUGCCCAGGCCCCAUGGUGACCACUCCAGGAGCUAUGGGCCAUGGAUAAUGCCCUGCAAACUCCCUUCCCCACCCCAAAAAAAUAAUAAUAACCUACACUGUAGGUCUUUACCUGUCCCUGGAGACCCUUCCUAGAGCUCUUCUUCUAAACAGUACAAGCAGGGCUCAUGAACCCUUCCCUCCCCAUCCAUCCACCACAUGCAUGAUCUCUCCCCUAAACCGCACUCUCUACUU
Messenger RNA from Erinaceus europaeus (western European hedgehog), 2929 nucleotides. It is a transcript of the gene SEPTIN5, whose product is annotated as septin 5. The coding region runs from base 848 to 1984 and encodes 378 amino acids. Gene Ontology annotation, biological process: cytoskeleton-dependent cytokinesis; regulation of exocytosis. The transcript is spliced from 11 exons. Lineage: Eukaryota; Metazoa; Chordata; Mammalia; Eulipotyphla; Erinaceidae. The record is from RefSeq and is a predicted model, not a curated record. Gene Ontology annotation, cellular component: microtubule cytoskeleton; synaptic vesicle; septin complex. Gene Ontology annotation, molecular function: GTP binding; GTPase activity; molecular adaptor activity.